Messenger RNA from Sarcophilus harrisii (Tasmanian devil), 623 nucleotides. RefSeq names its product 60S ribosomal protein L37a-like. Gene Ontology annotation, cellular component: ribosome. The record is from RefSeq and is a predicted model, not a curated record. NCBI's taxonomy places the organism in Eukaryota, Metazoa, Chordata, Mammalia, Dasyuromorphia, Dasyuridae. Bases 1 to 270 code for a protein of 89 amino acids. The transcript has a single exon. Gene Ontology annotation, molecular function: structural constituent of ribosome. Gene Ontology annotation, biological process: translation.
AUGGUUAAAUGUACCAAGGAGAGAAUUGUUGGUAAAUAUAGAACACAUUAUGGUGUGUCCCUCAGAAAAAUGGUGAAGAAAACUGAAAUUAGCCAGCAUGUCCAGUAUACCUACUCCUUCUGUGGCAAGACCAAAAUGAAGAGAUGGGUCAUGGGUAUCUGGCAUCGUGAAUCCUGUAUGAAAACAGUAGCUGGUGUUGAAUGGAUCUUUAAUACCAUCUGUGCAGUCAAAUCUGUCAACGGAAGACUGAAGAAAUUGAAAAAUCAAUAAAAUCUUAUAAAAUGUCUGUAGCUCAUAGUCAAAUAAUAAAUGGACUAAUUUAUAGGAAAAAAUGAAUUGGUGCUUUUUUUUUUCACUGUUGCUUUUCAAAAAUCUGCCAUGCUAUUUAACCUUUUUUUCCCUUCAUCUCCUCUCAGCCCUAUAUCUGAUUAUCUUCUCUAAUAUUACACUUACUCCUCUCUGGGCCAUUUUCCAUCAAUGAGUUCCUCUGGGUAUCUCCACCUGCUUCCAUUUCUUCUUAGUCUUGUUUCUGACUUCAAAGCUAUGUCCUACCAGACCAGUAUUUUCAUUACUAACUCUCAUGGAGCUCCAUGUGUGUUGCCUUUUCUUUCCUUUUUCCCUUC